AUGCGCUCCUUGACCUGGCCUCUCUAUCUUUGGCUCGUACUCACCCAAUUAUUGGGUGUCGCGGCCCGAUCUACCCAUACUGUAAGUGUGGGAAGUAUAGGGAGUUUCUACGACCCUCCUACCGCGACUGCCGAGGAAGGAGAUACCAUCAGAUUCAUAUUCAGCGCUGGCAGAACGCACAGCGUAACAGAGUCCAGUCUCGAGAAUCCAUGUGUCCCACUGCCCGGAGGCUUCGAUAGCGGAUUGAUCGGCCCUGGCAAAAAAGUCUGGCGCCGGCGGUCUCCUGGGACAUCGUCGUGUCAAAUGCUUCGGAACGUGAAGUGUGCAGCUCAUGGCAAUCCAAGCCAUCUGGUAUUUUUGCCAAGCCACCACUCCUUAUCCAAGCCAUCUGGUAUUUUUGCCAAGCCACCACUCCUUGGUCGCAAUGUGCGGCCGGAAUGGUUGGCCAACGCCAACUUUCCUGCCAUCGGGAAUCGGAGCUUUCGCAAGCAACAGUCCCACCGUGGUGACCUCCUUCGUGCCGUUGCCGACAUUGGAUCCUUCAGCGCUCUCGUCUCUCUCCGCCUUAUUUCCCACGUCAUUCUCAUUUCCCUUGCCAUCGUCGUCCAGUGCGUCUGCCUCAUCCACGUCCGGGAGCACUCUUGGGCCAGUCCUCGGUGGCAUCUUCGGUGCCCUCUUCGCCAUCGGCAGCGUAACUUUGUUGGCGACGCCGGGCGGCGGAAGCACGACUUGCUGGGCUGCCUGCAAGGGAUGUGGAAGAAACUGGUAACAGAUACGCCAGAGAGCCGAUGCAGGAGCGACGCAGUUCCAGAGCGCCCUUCAGGCGCACUUAGUCCAGUUCAUGGGCGGGGCGCGAGUAUCAUUGCCGGUCAGCGACGGACAUUUGAUGCGCCAUCGCGGGAUAAGUAUAGAACGCCCUGGAUGAAAUUGCAAAGGCAUACGCAGGCUUUUACAUGGAAUGUUACGCUGGAUCCAUCAAUUUUUGAAGGCGUUUGUGCGCAUUUAGCCACUAAAUGUGGCAAAAAGGCGCUGUUUUCUGAUUCCAUCGCUGAUGUACCCUGGAGUCAACAUGACAACAGACGGACCAUAUUGUUGAAUUACUGUAUGUGCUGUCAUGACAUCCCUGGGACAUUUGUUUUUGAUGGAUGGGUCCCCUAUAGCAUUGAUGUCCUUGGUUUAUUUUUGCCUGCGAAUACUGGACUCUCCCGCUGGGUCCUUGCUCUACUUUGGCUCCCAUGUGUGCUUUUCUGGGCUGAUGUUGCGCGAGGCCAAGCUACUCACCUGGUGACUGUCGGGACCUCAGGUAGCUUUUAUGACCCCCCAACGGUAUCUGCUCAAAAGGGCGACGUAGUCAGAUUUCUCUUCACCGCAAGUUUCGCGAAUCCAUGUCUUCCACUGCCAGGCGGAUUCAGCAGCGGCCUCAUUGGCCCCGCAAUCAAUACAUCAGCUCCUACUUUAUCUUGGGAUUUGAUUGUGGCUGACGACUCUCAGCGCAUGGCUGGCGUCAUCAACCCUCCUUCAAACGCGCUGUGGGACACGUUCAUAUCUGCAGCGAAAGCCGUCAGCGGCACGCCAUCGCCGACACCUGGUCUCGUACUGACCGGUGUAGGUGCUUACGCUACGAGUAGUCCAACGGCGGUGUUGGCUCUAUCUUCAACCCCAUCCUCUGACGUGACCGCUAUUUCCUCCCUUUCUGUCAUGUUCGCCACCUCAACCUCCGCAUCUGGCUCGACCUCUUCCUCUAGUUCUGGGCAGAAAACGCCUUUAGGUCCCGUAAUCGGUGGAGUGGUGGGCGGCGUAGCUGCGGUUUCCAUUAUCAUCGUCCUGUCCGUCCUUCUCUAUAGAGCCAAGCGGACAUCGCGCACUCGAAAUCCGAGCGGUGGGAAUGCUGCGGACAUGCUAGAGAAGGAAUAUCGCCCCGACGCAUAUGUUCCUCCCUCAUCCGCUAAUCGUGCGCUGCAGCAACGCGUUGCCCCUGUAGGGUUUGUCCAGUCUGCGCCAUAUGGGCCACAGUGGACUGCCUUACAGGGUGUCCAGCCGAGCCUACAAUCGCCACAAUCGCCACCAAGACAACUGCCUAGACCGCCGAUGGAGUACCCGCUUGCACCGACACAACCAAAUAUCCGGGAGCUGGCCCACGAAGUCGCUGCAUUGUUGAAACAUGAAGGUCAAUUCGUUCCGGCCCCAUUGCAGGGGCAAGACGUCCUCCACAGUCAUGACGCUAUUGCCGACAAUGCGACCAGAACCAGCAUAGAUCGCUUCAGUAGUCCCGAUUCCAGUGCUCGUCCAAAUGUUUCGGGGAGGGUCUCAAGUUCCUUCCCUCCGCAAUAUGAGGCUUGA
Gloeophyllum trabeum ATCC 11539 is the source of this 2340-nucleotide messenger RNA. RefSeq lists its product as uncharacterized. The transcript has 15 exons. Bases 1 to 2340 code for a protein of 779 amino acids. The record is from RefSeq and is a predicted model, not a curated record. Lineage: Eukaryota; Fungi; Basidiomycota; Agaricomycetes; Gloeophyllales; Gloeophyllaceae.